Osmia lignaria (orchard mason bee) is the source of this 2668-nucleotide messenger RNA. RefSeq names its product Exocyst complex component Sec6 (gene Sec6). The record is from RefSeq and is a predicted model, not a curated record. Lineage: Eukaryota; Metazoa; Arthropoda; Insecta; Hymenoptera; Megachilidae. Gene Ontology annotation, biological process: exocytosis; exocyst localization. Gene Ontology annotation, cellular component: exocyst. Gene Ontology annotation, molecular function: SNARE binding.
UUCAAUGUAAACGUACCUUACAAAUACAUACCUAACCAAAAUUUUAUAAAUGUUCAAAUAAUCUUUUAAUAUUCUUUUUUUGAACGAUUGUAGUUGAAUAAGAAUCGUUUUAUCUACUUCUUUUUUUUGUAAACACUGAAUUUAUGAUAAACUGUAACUUAAUUAAACGAUUUUAAAAAUGGAAGAUCUUCAGAAAUUAGAAGAAGAGGCUAAGGCAAGAGCAACAAAAUAUGUGUCAAAUUUGUUACAACGACCAGGUCAAUUGGAGAAGAUUGAUAUGUACAAACGUAGAAUUAGCCGGAAGAAAGCUUCCGUAGAAACUAUGCUCAAAACUGCAAUGCAAAGUCAAUUAGAUGGGGUUCGUGUUGGCUUUGAACAACUUCAAAGUUCCUUAGAGAGUAUUGCUUCCAUAAAACAGGAUUUAGAUGAUAUUGGCAAACUGUUUAGUCAGGUUCCAGAGCUAAGUGCAAAAUUACAAGCUGUCCAAGAAGAAAAUAUGCGUCAUUCACAAUAUGUCACAGCUAAAGAAAACCUAAAGCACACAUUUACCUUACCUGAAAGCGUUGAAAUGACUAAACAGUGGAUAAAUCAGGGCAACCUUUUGUAUGCUCAUCAGAUCAUUAUGGAUCUUGAAAAUUCCAGAGACGAUUUGCUUUAUGAACUUCAUAAGCUUCCAAAUCAAUCACCAGCUGAUACAGUUAUGUUAAAAGCUUAUUUAGAAGAUGUUGAAAUGCUAUCAGAAUUAAUGGAAAAACAAAUCAGACUGGUAUUAAGCAGAACAUUGAACACAGUUAGAAAAGAGCCUACUGUUAUUGUGACAGCUUUAAGAAUAAUAGAAAGAGAAGAAAAAGCAGAUCAUUUUGCCAUUCAAAGACACAAGCAAAGCGGAUUCAUACCACCGGGGAGACCUAAGAAAUGGAAAGAUAUGGCAAUGAAAGUUUUAGAAAAAUCUGUAGCUAACAGAAUUGAAGGAACUCAUGUCGAAGAAAGGGUAGAUAAUAAAAUGUGGUUGGUUAGAUAUCUAGAACUUACGAGACUUUUAAUCUUGGAGGAUUUAAGGGUUGUUAAAACUCUUUGUGAACCUUGUUUUCCACCUUGGUGGAACAUUGUAAGAACUUUUGUGAAAAUGUAUCAUACAAGUUUGUCCUUGCAUUUAAAGGACAUAAUUGCUAAUGGCUUAGAAGGAAACGAAUAUGUCUCCUUGUUAUCGUGGAUCAUGAAUACUUAUACUGGGCCAGAAUUAAUGCAACACCCUGAAUUAAAUAUCGACACAAGUGAUAUCGGUCCUUUGUUGAGCCCUGAAAUUAUAAGCGAUCUUCAAGAAAAAUACUUGAAGAAUAUGUGCCAAAAUUAUGAAGAUUGGAUGAAAAAGACUUUAGAAACUGAGAAAGUUGAUUGGUGGUGUGGAAUACUGCCAGAAGGAAGUACUCAGGAAGCAUACUAUCAUACAGCAGCACCAGUGAUUAUAUUUCAGAUGAUCGAUCAAAAUCUUCAAGUUACUAAAACAAUUAGUACUGAAUUAACAGCCCAAGCUAUUGUUCUGUGCAUUGAACAAGUUAUUAAAUAUGGAUUUAUGUACAGACAAGCAAUAUUAGAAUUUAAAAACAAACAUUUUGAGGACAGAAGUCAAGUACCUUACUUUACGCAUCAUAUGAUUACUAUUGUUAAUAACUGUAUACAGUUUACAGAACUUGCACAACAAAUGAAACAGCUUUAUUGGGUUUCCAAUGCUAGUGGAGAUGCUACUGUUAAAUUUGAAAAUUUAUUGUCAAAUUAUCAACAGUUAAGAAAUGAAGCGGUAGCUAUACUACUGGAAGAAUCAUUUUUAGAUUUAGAGUUACAAUUUCAAGAUUUAAUUACUCCCAAAUGGUUAUCAUCUCCAAUUCCAGUAGAAACAAUUUGUGUAACCUUAGAAGAUUAUUUUCAAGAUUACAAUCAUUUGUGUCCAAAAAAUUUUGAGUAUGUAAUUACAGAGGCACAAAACCUUAUUGCAAAACGUUAUAUCUCUGCUAUGUUGCAGAGAAAGAUAUCUUUGAAAACGUAUGAUGAAUGCUUAACGUGUACUUCAAAAAUAAUGACAGAAGCAGAUAAAUUGAAGAACUUUUUUGAUAGAAUAGCUCCAAAGUUAGGAAAUUUUAAUUCUCCUUUUGAAAUAAUCAAACGUCUUGCUGAAGUAUUACGUUGUGAAGAUUCCGAAAUUCUUUCUCUUGACUUACAUUCUUUAGUUGAAAAAUAUCCAGAUAUGACUGAAGAUCAUUUAGUCAGAUUAUUGGGUCUUAGAGGUGACAUUUCUCGUAGUGAAGCAAGAGAAAAAGUUUCCUAUAUCUUAGAAGCGCAGCGUAAUCGUAAAACUUUACAAACUCUUACGCAUAGUAUAUUUAAACAAAUAGUUAUACAAGACAGUUUUCUUAGUUGGAAACCUUAAAAUUCUAUAUUAUCUAAUGAUUUGUAUGUAUGUACAUAGUAUAUUAUUCAUGCCUAAAAAUUUUUAGAUUCUCUUUGCAGGUAAUUAAUGCUAAAUUAUGAUUUAGUAAAUCUAAUAAUUGAUUCACUGCCUUAGCCAUAGAAUUGAUCCAUUCACUUCAAUUAUGAAUUUACAUAGUUAUUAAUAGAACCGAACUAAUAAAAUAUAAAAAAAAGUUAAAAUUAUAGCAACAGCAAAAAAAAG